UUACGUUUGAUAAUUAUUUUGACCAUGACAGGUUGUUUUCAUCGGAAAUUCGGAAUCGGAAAGCAGGCCAAAUAGGCUAGUUUUACAUAACCAAGAACAACAGACUAAAAAAUUCUACCUUUGCUCUUGUGUAAAAUUGAUAAAGAAAUUACUAAGCCAAAGCUUCUAUUUUGAAUUUUUGUUUUAUUGUACCCUACAUUGUUGCAGUGUUCACAUUCAUCAUGGAAAAAGUAGCAAUAUUUGGUGCCACCGGUAUGACUGGAUUAUGUGCUUUAGAAGCAGCAGUCAAGUCAGGUUUGAAAAUAAAACUUCUGGUGAGAGAUCCAGCCAAAAUACCAGAAAAUUACAAAGAUAAAGUUGAAUUUGUUGUUGGCGAUGUAACUAAUCAAGACGAUGUCAAUAAAACUGUUGAAGGCCAGGAUGGUGUGAUAGUUGUUCUUGGAACAAGAAACGACUUGAAUGCUACCACUGCUCUCUCUACUGGCUUGAAGAAUAUUGUAACAGCUAUGAAAGCAUACAAUGUCAAACCGAUAUCAGUAUGUCUCUCUGCAUUUCUGUUCUACGAACCCGAAAAGGUGCCAGCCAUCUUCAAGGAGAUCAACGCGGAGCACAAGCGCAUGCACGACGUGCUGACCGCGUGCAGCGAGCUCGACUGGGUGGCCGUGUUCCCACCACACAUCGCCGACCAGCCCCGCUCAGAGUUCAUCCUCAAGCACGGCGAGUCGCCCGGGCCGCGCGUCAUCUCCAAGUACGAUCUCGGCGACUUUCUCGUCGGCUGCCUCUCCAAGCCUCAGCAUUACAAGAAAGUGGUCGGCAUCGCCAAUGUUCCUAAGUAAACUAUUUAGUUCAAUUCUAACUAUAGUGUCCAUUUUAUAUUGUAUUUCUGAACCUUGCAUUUUAGAUGUACUAAUAUACUAUAGUAAUUGGUAUAUAAAUAAAAAUAUAUUCAAUAUUAAUUAAAUAUAUUGUAAUUGAUGUAUAGUAAGAUGUUUUAUAGCAAUUCGAAGACUGAUUCUAAUAAGAGUGCUGUUGGUUCAAUUUCCAAAUCAAGUUACAACUCUAUAAGCUGUUCAAAACAAGUAUCUACAUACCAGAAUUUUUCGUAACCUUACUGAAUCGAAGUUCUUUGAUUAGUGAAUAAAAAGUGUUUAAAAAUGGAAGAUUUUAGGAAAUUGCAGUUACCAACUGCAGGAAUAUUAUUACUGUUUGCAGUAGCAGAAGUCCUUAGUUAUAUUUACGAGUAUAUAGCUUCCAUUGGAUAUAUUUGAAAUAAUUAUUUUACAGAAAUACAUGUUUGUUAAUCUUGAUUAAACUUUCAUUUUAUUAUGUUACCCAACUAAGUUUUCAUUUGAAGUUACUGUAAUGAUAUAGCGAGUAAAUCACUAGAUUUAUUUUCCAAUGUUCUUAAAUAUAAAAUGUUAUCAAAGGAAUAUUUAUAUUCUUAUUUAAAAAACAAUUAUGUUGUAUUUAAAGUUUAUGUUUCAUUCAAAAACUUCAUUAUAAGAGAAACUAUUUAUAUUAGGUUUUAGUGUUUAAUAUAUUAUUACUAAAUAUCAAGGCUCAAACGAAUAAUUUAUGUUUUCAAACUGUUGAACGUAGUGGUUCCAUAAUAUUAGGUAUUGUAAUUUAUACAAUGUUAUAAGCACAUAUAAUGUAAUUUUUGGUGCAUACUAUCAUAAUAAAUAUAUAUUAUUUCAGGAAA
This is a messenger RNA of Nilaparvata lugens (brown planthopper), 1702 nucleotides long. Its product is annotated as flavin reductase (NADPH). The record is from RefSeq and is a predicted model, not a curated record. The transcript is spliced from 4 exons. Lineage: Eukaryota; Metazoa; Arthropoda; Insecta; Hemiptera; Delphacidae. The coding region runs from base 222 to 836 and encodes 204 amino acids.